GCAGCGCGUCGUCCAGUGUUGAUGUGUCGCAGAUUUUAAAAAGUGAGGCAGACAGGCGUGCAGCUGGAGUUUGGAGCGAGCGCAGCUCUGAGGCUCACAGUGGAAGAGCGACGGUGGUGAAACUUUAACGGCGAUUCUCUUUCUUUUUUUCCACCCACCGCGUUGUUUUUUUAAUUUGCGCACUUUAAUUUAAACAGCACACUCACAUUUACACAGCACGGCGCGCGGCGAUGGAGCUGUCAUCGAUAGGAGACCAAGUGUUUGCAGUGGAGUCGAUAACAAAGAAGAGGGUGAGGAAGGGUAAUGUGGAGUAUCUGCUGAAAUGGCAGGGAUGGCCCCCAAAGUACAGUACUUGGGAGCCAGAGGACAAUAUCUUGGACCCACGUUUGGUCCUGGCCUAUGAAGAAAAUCAGGAGAGAAUCCGAGCUUUGGCCUAUCGCAAGAAAGGUCUCAGACCCAGGAGAGUCGUGCUUCGGAAUAUCUUUCCCAUGGACCUGCGCAGCACCAACAAGGUUGGAGAGAAGCCUCCGCCCCGGCUGCGUCUCUCUCUCACGCGCUCCAUGAGCACAGAUGUGGACCAAGGCGAGCGGAGCAGCAUAUACCAUCGCUCUAUCAUGAGGAAGAGCAAGCAGAGAUUGGCCAAACGGGGGCCCAUUGGACUCUCAAAAAAACCUGUCCGCACGCUGAGGAAGAGGGAGGAGGCCACUGAGGAGGACUGGAGCAGCAACAGUGAGGAGGAGAAGCAGGAGUCUGAGAGCACCACAGAGGAGAGACGAGAUGACAGUUUAUAUGGUCAGUCAGAGUGCAGCUCUCCACCUAUGCUGGAGCGACACGACUUGGAGAUUGAGGUGGAGGAGAAGGUGGACGGCAGCCUGACUCUGGUGAGGAGCUCAGAGACAUGGACCGACCUAUCAAAGGGAGGAACAUGUGAAAAAAGACAGAGCCAGACAUUUGUGUGUGACCAAUUAAAGAACGGCACCUCAGUGACUGUGGCCAGACCAGGAGAUGCGGUUACCGUGUGCGACAGGUCAGAGUGGGACACAGGUGAGGACGCCUUGAAAUCAGGGUCCAAAUAUCCCAGAUUAGAGCGAAAUAACACAACCACAGUGAUAGUAAGCAUUCAGGGGAGCAGUGAGACGGUGGGCACUGCCACCGCCACCUGCUCCACCGCUGAGGUGAGGAGUGAGGAGGUGGGAGGAGACAAUCAGAGUGUCACCGAGACAACACCAGGCAGCCAGUCCACUCCUGCUACUCCAGAGCGUCCUGGCAAGGUGAUCGUGACAGAUGUGACUAUCAACUCACUGACGGUGACUUUUAAAGAAGCCAUGGUGGCUGAAGGUUUCUUUAAGGGCUAUUGAAGGACGAUAAUGAGAAAUAAAAAACAAACCGUUAUUAUUAGACUCAUUUUCUACAUGUAAAUAGUCGUAUGUAAAAAAAAAAAAUUGAUUCCACAUUUACAAAACUACACUCAUUUCCUACUGAGUUCACUGAAGACAUUAUUGCCUUUGAAUAAUUAAAAAAAAAAUGAGUGGUGAUUUUUAUCAUUGUGGCUCAUUUAUAAGCAUGAACGUUCACCUAAGGUCUUGAACGAAAUUUGGUCAAACCAUCUGUUGCAAUAAAGUGAUCACAUGUCAGGUCUGACAUGGCGGUACAGCGGUCUUCAGUACUACAGUACUGUUACUAUAGUACUACAGUACUACUUCCAUGACACUACUUUUUCCAGUUGUCCUCAGUGCUUUCCAGGCAGAUGUUUCCAGGCCUCACACAAACACACACAGAUCUGUCCCAGGGCCUCGUUUUUUCAGUCACUCCUCUUUCUUACGAGUACCAUUUUGUAAAGAAACUGCUAUUUGUUUUUUUCAGUGCAGAACUAACCGCAUGACCUGUCAGUCUGUGCCACACACACACACACAAAGUUCUGUCCUAUGUCUUACUGAUGAGGUUUAUUUCUGUCACAAAAGACAUAAAACAAAGAGGUGGAAUAAAUAAAUGCCUGCUGCUUAGAUGAGGUUGUGCAUUUCAAGGAGGACGGAUGCACUAAAAGAAGUACACAGUUGUGUCUGCUGUCUUUUUACUGUACAAGUAUGAAAUGCUACCUGGUUCUAUUUUUGUAUUACCAAUUGAUAGUCAGCUCUUUUCACUUUGUGCGUUUCAGUAGCGUAGCUAUAUCAGUUUACACUGCCACUGUCGAUGCUGUGUAGGGUAAAACUGUACAGACUGUAUGUUAGAUCACGCUGUAGUAAAAGCUGUAUAUUAUUUAUUGCAUGUCACAUGUAUAAGCUAAACUAACUUAUGUCACUUUGGCGUGUGUGAAUAUUAUCUAACAAAGAUAACUCUUUAAAAAAAAUCAUUUUUAUUUUGAAUGCAUUUCCAAUAAAUAUGUACUAAAACUAAA
This is a messenger RNA of Solea senegalensis (Senegalese sole), 2395 nucleotides long. RefSeq names its product chromobox homolog 7a (gene cbx7a). Lineage: Eukaryota; Metazoa; Chordata; Actinopteri; Pleuronectiformes; Soleidae. The transcript is spliced from 6 exons. Gene Ontology annotation, biological process: negative regulation of transcription by RNA polymerase II. The record is from RefSeq and is a predicted model, not a curated record. The coding region runs from base 231 to 1358 and encodes 375 amino acids. Gene Ontology annotation, cellular component: PRC1 complex.